Messenger RNA from Salvelinus namaycush (lake trout), 9908 nucleotides. RefSeq names its product activating molecule in BECN1-regulated autophagy protein 1-like. The transcript is spliced from 18 exons. The coding region runs from base 389 to 4828 and encodes 1479 amino acids. The record is from RefSeq and is a predicted model, not a curated record. Gene Ontology annotation, cellular component: intracellular membrane-bounded organelle. Gene Ontology annotation, molecular function: protein binding. Lineage: Eukaryota; Metazoa; Chordata; Actinopteri; Salmoniformes; Salmonidae. Gene Ontology annotation, biological process: autophagy.
ACUGUCUGUUUCCUAAACUGGGAAACAGUAGACGGAUAGCUAGCACAACGAAUUAGCGCCAUGCAAGAAAUUAUGUUGAAAUAGCUUUUCCAGAGGAUAUGAAUGUAAUCAAUCGCAAGUAUAAUAAGAUUGUUAUUUGUCAAUCAUAUUGGUAAAUGCAUGAAUGUGUCAAAGCGAAGUGUAGCCAGUACUCCCCGUACAUUUUUGCUUGCUAGCGAAUCAGCUAGCUAGUCUCAGCUAGCUUUAGUUGGUCCGCCUACGAUGACAAAUUUCAACAGAAAUACAAUAAAUAAAGCCUCUGCAUGGCGAGCUAGCAGCAGCAGAAGUGACUCUCCCUAGAGCAGGCAGAGAGCAGUGGUGUGGCCCCGGCCUGUACAGGAGGAGAACCAUGGCCUCUCGUCAUCAAAGGAACUCUGUGCGGAUCCUGUCCACCCGGGAGCGCGGCUCGCAGGCCUUUGGCUCCCAGCGCCUCCUGCAGCAGAUGGUGGAGGAGAAGGUCCGCUGGAUGAAAUGGCAGAGUCAGAAAGUAGAGCUGCCAGAUAGCCCUCGCUCCACGUUCCUGUUGGCCUUCAGCCCAGACCGGACCCUCAUGGCUUCCACUCACGUCAACCACAACAUCUACAUCACGGAGGUGAAGACUGGAAAGUGCCUGCAUUCGCUGGUGGGCCACCGCCGCACACCCUGGUGUGUGACCUUUCACCCCACCAUCCCCGGCCUGGUGGCCUCCGGGUGCCUUGACGGAGAGGUCCGCAUCUGGGACCUGCAUGGUGGCAGUGAGAGCUGGUUCACAGAGAGCAACGUUGCCAUUGCCUCGCUUACCUUUCACCCCACCGCCCAGCUCCUCCUCAUCGCCACCAACAAUGAGCUACACUUCUGGGACUGGAGUCGGCCCGAGCCCUUCGCCGUGGUGAAAACCGGCAGCGAGACUGAAAGAGUCAGAUUGGUGAGGUUUGAUCCUUUGGGGCACAAUCUUCUGACGGCUAUUGUGAACCCCUCCAACCAGCAGAAUGAUGAUGACUCCGAGGUCCCCAUGGACAGUGUGGAGAUGCCCCACUUCCGCCAGCGCUCCUUCCUGCCCUCCCAGCCUGUACGUCGCACACCAAUCCUCCACAACUUCCUGCACAUCCUGUCAUCGCGCUCGUCCGGUGCGCAGGCUGGGGGUGAUGUGUCCCGCCCUGGCGGGGAGGGCAGCGGCGAGCCCCCCAGUAUGCCUUUGGGCCAGUACCCAGCCUCGCAGGACCGUGGACUGCCCUACCCAGGUUGCACCCAGCACCUGGGCAUGGUGUGCCUCUGCAGCCGCUGCAUGGCCAACCGCAGCCCCUCUCUGGGGGAGAGUCCCUCCACCUCCAGGCCUGUUGUCCACCCCGAGCUUCCCCAGGUGGCCUCUCAGCCAGCCCCCCACGCCUCCACCUUUUCGGCCCGUACGGAGCCCCGGCAGCCUUCAGAGCCCACUGGAGCCCAGCAGCGGCCCUCGGCCUUCACCACAGUCUACUACAGUGCCGGCAGCUCCCUGCACCGCGCCGUGCCUACCACCCACGUGGCCAGCCAGCCCCUGAGCCAGCAGCUGUUGCCCCCGCCCACCAUCCACCAACACCAACCCCCAUCCCGCCCUCUGCCCGGACCUGACUGGACACGCAGCCUGCUAAACAUGAGAAGCUCAGAGAGCGGGGUCGGAAGUGGGGGGAGCAGUGGAGGGGGUAUGGGUGGUGUUGGGGGUGGGAUGCUGCCCCCCCGGACCAGCUCGUCCUCUGUCAGCCUGCUGUCAGUGCUGCGGCAGCAAGACGGCUCCUCCCAGUCCCCCGUCUACACCUCCGCCACCGAGGGACGAGGCUUCCCCCCGCAGCCGGGAGCCGAACUUGGCUCCAGCCCUGUGGCCAAUCAGAGAGGAGGAAGUGGUGGUGGAGGAGGAGGGGUGGGCUCCAGCAGUGGGCACCACCCUUUCUGGGAUGGCACGCGCAGCAACCCGGCCUCGUUCCGCAAUGUGCUCCAGUGCAAUCUUAGCCGCUACUUCAUGGAGUUCGACCGCAUGCAGGACCUGGAGUUACCGCUGGGGGCCGCCAGCGUGGAUGUCGGGGGAGGGGAGGGCGGCCAGGAGCAGAUGCAGGAGCUGCUCAACAACAACAUAGACCCAGAGAGACCCGGGCCCUCCGUGUCCUCCCACUACCAGCCCCAGCCACCCCCACCUGCCCCUACUGAGAACAACCCCCCUCCCUUCUCUAGCGCCGCCCACUCCUCCCGAGGCCACCUGAACCGCUGCCGGGCCUGCCACAACCUGCUCACCUUCAACCACGACUCCCAACGCUGGGAGCGCACCAGCCCAGCCUCCUCCACCUCCGCUGUCUCCACGCAGGAGGGCUCCAGCUCUCCCUGGCGGCAGCCCCCCAGCCCUGCCUAUGAGGAGCCCCAUGCAUCAUCACGGAGCCGGGAUCCACACCCCCAUCCCCAAGAGAGGGAGAGGAGGGUAGCCCAACCCCCUGAGCCCAGCGAGCUACAGCCCUCCCCAGGCCCUCACGUUGCGGCCAUGCCCUUCCCCACCAUUGCGUCGUCCUCUGCCCAGCCCGGGGAGCAGACAGUGGGCCUGGUGUUCAACCAGGAGACAGGCCAGUGGGAGCGCGUCUAUCGCCAGGCCACCUCCAGUCGCUCUGCCGACGCACCACCAGAGGCCUUAAGCCAGGAAAUGCCUGUGGAUAACCCGGAUGAGGAUUCUCUGAGAAGAAGGCUGUUGGAGUCCUCCCUCCUCUCUCUCUCCCGCUACGACAUGGGAGGAUCCCGAGAACACCCUAUCUACCCAGACCCCGCCAGGUUGUCCCCGGCUGCGUACUAUGCCCAGAGGAUGAUCCAGUACCUGUCAAGGCGGGAUAGUAUUCGCCAGCGCUCGCUGCGCUACCAGCAGAACCGGCUGAGGACACUCUCCUCCUCGUCGGACAGCCCUGCCGGCAACCCCUCGGCCGCCAUUGAGAACAGCGACGUGGACUUUGAGGAGCUAGAUGAUAACGGCGACAGGACGAGGCACAGAACACCGCGCAAUGCCAGGAUGUCUGCUCCUUCGCUGGGGCGCUUCGUUCCCCGGCGCUUCCUGUUGCCUGAGUAUCUGCCCUACGCUGGGAUCUUCCACGAGAGGGGACAGCCUGGCCUUGCCACUCACUCCUCUGUCAACAGGGUCUUAGCAGGUGCCUCCAUCGGGGACGGCCAGUCGGCGGUGGCUAGUAACAUAGCCAACACCACCUACCGGCUGCAGUGGUGGGACUUCACCAAAUUCGACCUGCCUGAGAUCAGCAACGCCUCUGUGAAUGUGCUGGUGCCAAACUGUAAGAUAUACAACGACGCCAGUUGUGACAUCUCAGCGGACGGGCAGCUCCUGGCCGUGUUCAUACCCAGCAGCCAGCGGGGCUUCCCUGACGAGGGCAUCCUGGCCGUGUACUCCCUGGCCCCUCACAACCUGGGGGAGAUGCUCUACACCAAGAGAUUUGGUCCCAAUGCCAUCUCGGUGAGCCUGUCUCCCAUGGGCUGCUACGUGAUGGUGGGCCUAGCAUCUCGCAGGAUCCUGCUACAUCCCUCCACUGACCACAUGGUGGCGCAAGUGUUCCGGCUGCAGCAGCCCCACGGCGGCGAGACCUCCAUCAGGAUGGUGUUUAAUGUGGUGUACCCCAUGGCUCCGGACCAGCGGCGGCACGUCAGCAUCAAUUCAGCCAGAUGGCUUCCAGACCCGGGGAUGGGCCUGGCCUACGGGACCAACAAAGGGGACUUGGUCAUCUGCAGGCCCGUGUUGUACCGGAGUGACGGAGAGAGCCCGGCUGAAGCGAGCACCGAGCCCAUAUUCACAGUCAACAACAGCGGUGGUGGAACCAGCAGGACCCGCGGUACAGAUAGACCAGGGGCCCCCAGUCGCUCCAGCUGGAGACUUGACAGAGACAUGGGUCUGAUGAACGCCAUUGGCCUCCAGCCCCGACACCCCGCCCCCUCGGUGACCUCACAGGGCACUCAGACGCACAUGGUGCAGCUGCAGAACGCCGAGACGCAGACAGAGAUGGACCUCUACGGGCCCAGCACCUCCCACGCUGCUGCUUAUGUAGAAGCCCGUCAAGAGGUCCCGUCCACAAGCCGUGAGACCCAGGGAGGUCUGGAGCAGCCACAAACCAGGCGGACCGAGGCCAGUACCAUGGGGGACUCUUCAACAGAAGCCGGCACCUCCACAGCCAACACCGGCGAGGCUCCAGAGUAUGCCCCGGGAGAGGACGCCCUGGCGCGGAUCCGCCGGCUCAUCGCUGAGGGCGGCAUGACGGCGGUGGUCCAGCGGGAGCAGAGCACCACCAUGGCCUCCAUGGGCGGCUUCGGCAACAACAUUAUCGUCAGCCAUCGCAUCCACCGCGGCUCCCAGACCCGGACCGGCGCCGCAGCCUGGCGGCCCAGCAACAGUGACCCCAACAUGCCCGUCCCCGGCCACUCUACAGCCUCCAUUUCCACCUCCUCCGCCUGCCCCCUCACUAUCACCCAGCCACAGCCUUCCCAGACCUUGCAUCUCAGCCUGGAGAACUCGUCCGCUCCCACAGAACCAGGCCCGGUGUGGGGGCUGCCCUUUGUCUCCCAACCACAACCCCCCAGCCUUGCUUCAGGUGCGGGGGCCGGGCUCUCAGUGGCCAUGGACAUCGACAACGUGUUUGAAGUAGCCAGCCGAAUGGACAAUUCUGAGCCAGGCCCCUCUUCCUCCCUGAUCUUCUCCUCAUCCUCCUCCUCUCGCAGGUCCUACCCUCCCAGCAGUGGCACAAACGGCAACGAUAACAACAGCAGCAGCAGAGAUAGUUACCCAGGUGACCCUUACAGCAGGUAGAGUGUGAUUUGACCAUUAUUGCCCAGGAGUGGGAGAGAAUCCCCCAGAGCAGACAGUGGGUGACUGAUGCUAGUGACGAUGCUUUGGGCCGAGAGAAGGUGUAUCAGGAACCCUAAUGGAACUCAGUGUGGCCCUGUCUAACAGGUGCGCUUCUCCUCAAAGCCUUAUCUCACAAUAAAUGGGUUCUCAGACUCUGCAGAGUCUCCAGCCCCGAACAGAAGGGACAUGAGGCCCCCCCCCCCCCCCAUCAGCUUCAGUGGCAUUGUGGCCCCCUCUGCAUUGGUGUGCACUUACAUUUGCACUUAAAAUGGACCUUAGCUGUAUGAUCAUUCCAUGUCAGAAAGGGCUUUUACUUGAAUUGUGAGUUUUUUUCAGUCCUCUUCGCAUAGGCGUGACCGAUAGACAAGGUUACUCCAUUCAAAGUGCCAUGUAAGGGUAAUUAUAAAGAACAACAAAAAAAACUGUAUGAUUUAAAUUGACAUGAAAUAGUGUGUUUGCUAUAUUUUGAAGCCUCUUUUUUUUUGGGACCAUGUUAUCGGACGUGUAUUUGUAAUGUGAUGAUAAUGCAUAGAGGGGAAAUAAUCAUAUCGUUGUAUGAAUCAUGAUAUGAUGUGUGUGGCAUGACUAAAGCCAUGCCUUUCAAGAGAGAAUCUGCAGCUGCCUGCUUUCAUUAUAGAUCGACUAUGUCAGAGGGGUCCCCACAAAAGGAUCAUGGUCAUAUUACCCAUGAGUCCCCAAGUGUACAGCAUCUGAUUCGAUGGUACAAGACUAAGCCCCUUAUUGCUUCAUGUUCAAACAGGAUACAGUGGAUUUAUACAAACUGGUGGAUGUGAUGUUUCAAUGUCUAGUCAAUCAUUUCUGACUGUAUUGAUACUGUAGUAUUGUUCUACUGCAUGUUUUCAAUAAUGCUGCGUCGUUUCUGAAGAAGAAUGGGGACGCCAUCGGUACAAAAGUAUUGUGAAAUAUGGACAAAUCGGCAUUGAGGGAGGGAAAGAGUGUUGGGGGGAACUAACUCGCACACCUGUUUGGGGAGAGUUAGCCAGCUCUCUCGACAGGCUUGUGUCACGCUAAGAGGCAGCACUGUCAUUCCUCUUCUGUUGCACUACAGUGACUGGGUUUGGUGCCAAGAGACGUGCAGUGAGGCCUGGGUCAGGACAUCUUUACCAUCUGGUCCCUGAUCACCCAUCCCACAAACAUCCACCCCCCCCCCCCCCCCCCUAAAUAUGUGAUGUACACCAAGACCUGACCCAGAGCCCCCUGUCGCCUGCACUCACCACUGGUGCUCCGGGGACACCGUGAGAGCCGAGAAGUUACCACUAGGAUUCAGUGAAACAAACCUGACUGUUGACUUGUUACGCCCAGUGACCCUUCCCACAAAGACUCUGAGGAGGAGCGAGCAGGGGGCUAGCUGGAUUGGCUCAGCUGUAGCUGUCUGUCGACAGGGGGAGGGUCUUCACUGAGCUUCUUUUCAGUUAAAUCCGCAGCACAAACACACCCAGUGCUUAGGAAGCACUGAGGUGGAGCUGUUCCGUGUGUGUAUGCUUGUCUCUGUGUAUGCGUGUGCAGUUGUAAGUGUGUGUGUGGGGGUGGUGUAUGUUUAUUGGCUCCGCAAAAUGUAGGCAUUCUGCAGCGGAAAAACAGGAGAGCAAGUUUGCCUUUUGCCUAUAACCGUGGGUGGGUGGGCCAGAAGGCUUGUAUAUGUAGCAUCUCUUAGUCAAAGUUACUUUGCCCUGAUGGUGUGGUUUGUCACUUGGGGUACGUCGGGGUGAGAGAGCUUUCGAUUAUAAUCUCAAUCAGCCCCGUGCUGAACCAGGAAAUGGAUCAAAAAAACAACUUGAAUUAUCGAUUACCAUUUAGAUCGAGUUUUGUACUGUAAUGUCUUCAGGGGUGUGCCUGGCCUAUUGUGACAGGCAGAGUGUCCUUAGCAUAUCAUUUCACUAAAGCCCCCCUGACCACGUCGGGUGCUUACAGACAAGAAAAAUAAAUGCCCUGCACAGUAUAACUUUUAUUUUUAAAAACCCAUAAUGCUUAGCUAUUUACAUUUGAAUCGCUUUGUAGGGUUAUUAUAUUGUUAGACCUCUGAGUAGAGAGAGAAAGAGUGAAUGGAGCGAGUGCCCCGAUUGGUUGUUUUUUGAGCUGUGCAGCGAGUCCUGAGUGUGACUCCAAGCAAGCUGUUUACUGCAUGUGUGAAAACGGCUACAACUGUCUUGCCUGGCAGGUGAAAAAGAAACAAACUAUCUGAAUGGUCCUCCUGGCUUUACUUGAUGAAUGAAGAUUUAAAAAACGGUUUGUGGGCUGUUCAUGUGUCUGCUUUGUGUGAAAGAGCUCCGUCUCCCAUAUGUCCCUCACCCUGAAUGAUACACACACUGUAGGUCCACAACUACACUUUUAACAAUGCAAAUCAAUGGUAUACAAACUCUCACCUUAUAUUACAAAAACUUCUAUAUCAAACUAUCAAGUUUGUUCACUUCUUUGGCUUUGACUUUUCUGUGAUGUAAUUAAAAAGAGAUUUGUUGACAUAAAGAUGAAAAAUGUAACAAUUAUGUUCUGUGAAGAGAUGGCAAUCUUAUUGGUUCUUAAUGGAAAGCUACAGCUACUGUAAAUUGUGUACAGUUGCUAUGACCUGCGGUAUUGACCACCUUAAAGGCCCAAAGCAGCUGUUUUUAUACCCGUUUCUAGGUAACAAUUUUGUACCUUACUGUAAUAGAUUUCCAUUAAAAAGGGCAAAAAUAGCUUUAUAGCAAAAAACUAUUUCUCAAGCAAGAAUUUUGCAAGGACUGUCUGGGAAUGGUGGGAGGAGACAACUGAAAACCUGAUGUUAUUGGCAGAGAGGUUUGAAACUUUUUUUGUAAUUGGUAUAUUGAAGCUGCAAUAUGUAACUUUUUGGGCAAUCCAACUCAAUUCACAUAGAAAUGUGAGUUAUAGAUCAGUCUUUCUCAUUUAAAGCAAGUCUACGAAGCGGUAUAUCUGUUCUAUGUGUUCUAUUUCUAUGCUUCCUGGGUCUUUUACUUUUGGUUUUGUACACCAGCUUCAAACAGAUGAAAAUACAAUAUUUCUGCUUAUUGAAAAUAUAUUUUACAGUGGUUUAUAUGGUACAAUGAUUCUCUACACUAUGCAUUGCUUGUUUUUUCACAUACAUUGAUAUGGCAAACUAUUAGAAUUUUUCAACCAGGAAAUGGCACAGCGAUUUCUGCAUCUUGCACCUUUAACCAAUUUACUGCAUGGCGAUGUCACCAUUGAAAGUCGAAAUUCCCGCCCAUGCAAACCUGCUCAUUAGAAGGUCCUGUGUAGAUUGUGUUUUCAACCAGCAACUAUCAAGAAAUAACACUGAUACAUUUUUUUAUAUAUAUACUUUUCCGGUGUUAGUUUUACUAUAUGAUACAAAACACAGGAAAAAUAUAAUUUUGACGGCACUGGGUCUUAAAGUAACCAAAUGUCAUCUAUACGGUUAUUGUAUGCGUUACCAGCAGUGAACAAAUCCUAUUCUUAAGCUGAAAUAUAAUUGGUUUUCUACAUAUAUGCAAAUAACAGUGGUUUGAGUUCUGUGGAAUGGAAGAAAUAAACGGUAUUUAACAUAGUGGUAGUAUAAACGAAUUGGAUACAUGACACUGCAUUUAGACACUAAUGCUUUGUCAAACAAAUCAUACUCCAGACUCCCAAUAUUACAUAGGUGUUUUUGAAUGUUUAGUAUAAGUUGGGAAUAUUGCAGAUUCAUCUUAACAAGUGGAGUUGUCCCUCUGUACUUACUUGUGUUUGGCAGGUAAUUCAUUUAAUUAAUAGAGAUCCAAGAAUGGAUCCUUGUGGAACACCACGUUUGAUCUCAAGAGGGGGGAGUUUAUUCCUUUUAAAGUGACAGGUAUGCAUUCUUCCUUUUCCUUUUAAGAAUGCAGAUAAUGGUCCCCAUGUACUUAUUUGGUUUUAUAUUAUGAAUGUCAUGUUUUACACUCCAUAUUCUUUGUUACGGCACUUGUGGGGACACCUGUGGUAUGCGGUAUGUGUGAAACAUACAGAUACAACACACAGUUUUGCACACUGGUACAAUAUAUUUUGCUUGACAGUGAUCACAGCAUUGUCCCAAUCAUGUUUAAUGUCAUCCUUGGUUUUUAUGAAUUUAUAUCUUUCACUACUUUGCCCCUUUAGGGCCACCACAUUUCACAGUCUGAGCUGUUUAUGAGCCUUAUUUUGUUGUGAUAUUUUUUAAACCAUGUGAGGCAGAGUCUUUGGCAAAACGGUUUAGUUCAUUUGAGGGAGAGCGGUAGAGGUUUUGCUCAGUGCCUGUAUGGUUCACACUAGUUACUGCCACUACUUAUUCUAAAUCUACUAAAACUCUUGGCGCUAGUAUGUGGCCAAACAGUCACUUGUUGAUUAUACUAAUCAAUUACAAAUGAUUGGUCUUGUUGCUUCCUUUGUUAGUGUACAAUAGUCUCUGGUCUAGCCUCAUGCUAUUCUUCCUAUGCUUGGAAGGUUGAUUUUCUAUAGAUUUGAAUGUAGUGGAUUUUUUGCCCGACACAUUUCUGUUAUAAAUUACACCUGUGGUGCUUCAGUCAGCUACUUGUUCAACUGCUUUCACAGAAGACCUAUGCUGCAUAUUAAAACGAGGAACAAACUAGGGCUGUUUGAAAAAGCAGUAUCACACAUGACUUCAGUAUGAAACUGUCCAGGGGGCUAAUGUGUAGGGUGUGUUGCUGUGUCACAAUACUUUAAAAACAUACUUUCCUUAUCCUCUUUCAUGACCACUGACCAGUGAAAGGACUCAAUAGGUUUUCACUAUACUGCUGUGCUCUCAUCUAUCGAGUCCUCGGGUCAGUAGUGGUGAAGAAAAGGAUACCAGGUAAGGUAUUUACAGUAUGUGUAUGACUUGGGAUAUAGUCUUGACUGCUAUGUCUCUUCCCCCUAAACUGUUAUCAACGGUCUCACAUGUUUUAGAGUGCUGAUGUGAUGAAGAUUUUCUGUUCUUUUAAGAUAAAUUAAGAUUAUAGAAAAAAAUCCAACAAGUUCUAUAUCAUUUAUAGGAACACCAAAGAUCCUAUGUAAUGUUGAUGAUGAAAAAAGGCAAAUAAACAAUAAGAAACUUCACAAA